AAAAAAAUAUAUUUUAAAAAAAAAAAAAAAAAUUAAUAAUAAUAAAUAAACCAUAGAUCGCAACACAAAACUAGGUAGUCAGUAUAGCACAGACAUAAAUGAGCCAAAUUAACCUGAAUUUUCUGUUUUUCUAAAACCUACUCUAGUCCUUUUUUUGAAUAUCUCUUGCCGGCUCCAUGUAAAGCGAUGCUAACUAUGACUGAUCAAUCCAAUUCUAAAUCAUCAAUUUACUUCACCUUACGGAUCAACCACAAGGGUCGGGACCAUGUUCCGUAACGAACAGAAACUUUUGAACAGCCCCUUCGUGACCCGUGGUGAUUUUCACUCAGCACCUCAGUAUUAAUUGUGUCCUAUAGUAACUACACUUCGCUAUAUCAAAAUACCAAGGCCAAGUUAAGUUCAAUUGCUGCGUAGUAAAAUUAGUUCACGACGUUCUGAAAGCUAUACAGGCCAACCAAAAAACAACCAACUUCCUCCUCUGUAGCCCGGCCAGUUUAUUUCAUUUUAAGCUUCCCGAACUUCAGGUUAACGCAGUAUAACAAAUUGCAACAGCACUAAUAGCUCGUUUCCUUACAUUUCGGUGAUCGGAUAUUCCCAUAGAAUCAAGAUAUAUAAACAUACACACGGUAGUAAGUCGCUCUCAAGAUUAAAAGCUAACAGUCAUGGUCUCAGAAAUGAGUUUAGAAGAGUCGGAGCACAAAGUUGUGCAGAUCGUUCAUAAUCCGCAACUUCCCGGACAACACAAAAUCUGGAUUCAAGUCGUUUUUCUAUACCCUUCAGACGCCGUUUUCAUCUGGGCAUCGAACAAGGCAUCAGCCCCGUUCGGUUCAAUGUCGCUGGCUAUGCCGUCGCUGAACCCUGCGAGACGUGGGGAAAUAGUUAGCUCCACUCUAACCGGAAUCGGAAGCGUUGACGAAUCUAGUAACAGACUCUCUCGAAUUUUGUCUGCUAGAUUCCGUCGUCAAGUGUUUGCAACGACAGAACUUUCAGGCGCUUUUCCCAAUGACCCUGAAGAGGUAACGGAUUUCGAUGCAACGCUCUCUACCAUUAGCUCUAUUAUAGAGCAGGAAAUAAAGUUGCAGAGAUCGGAUUCCGACUAGCCUCGCAAUUGUUCGAUCCCGAACCAAAAAUCGAAUUGAGAUUUUCACUAAAUGUUUUUUAUGUACAAAUAAUAGGCGAAGCAAACUCACGACAACAGACCAGGCCGCAGCGCUCGCUCUGUCCACUUUGAAAUCUGUUGUUCACGGAAUUUCGCAUAAGCACUGGGCUCAUUGAUGGAUGCGAUGCGUGUUUGCAUUGCUUGGUACACAAGCGAAUGCGUUUGCAAUGGAUGCUGCAGUAUGUUUUGACGACUUAAAACUCGCCAAAGCUUUACCCAAAACAGAAUAGCGUCGAGGAGCAGUUCAUUUGAUUCUGGUCCACUGGAAGUCCCGUUCUCAGCCCAAAGCAUCCACUUUUCCCAAUCCAAUGCAAUUGAUUUCAGACGGCUAGACUCUUUAAACGGAAUAUAGCCAUCAAAACACGUGCCCCAAUGCCUUUCGAGUAUGAAGGCUACGUCGUUUAUGUUUUGUGGUGGAAAUGAAUUUGAUGAAUGCAAUGUUUGAAUUGCCAAGUCUUCCGUCUCCCACACGUUGGUUAAAUGAGCAACCAACAGGAUACCACUAUGCUCAACAAGCACUUUAGUAAUCUGAUCCAGUAAUUUUAAUGUGCGCGGAUGCGAACUUGCCAAGAUUUCUUGUUUCGACAGCAGUGGGUAGUCAUAAGCAAUAUCCAAAGAUUCCGUAGGCCGCUCAUCAAUUACAGUAGUGGCAUCGACCCGCGCAUACCGGGAACUCCAGGCACUAUUGUCUUGAGCAUCCAUAGGGAAAUCGACCGUUGACGCACGGGUCGAAGAAACGAUAGAGGGUGAAGGGACAGCAACAACAUCGACUUCCAUGAUUGCCGGCGCUUGGCUCAGCGACUUUGGCUGCUGUUUUAGGUUUUCGCCAAUCACACUUACCAAGAAAUCGUAUGCAUGCGUUUUACGGGUGAGCGAGAAUGUCUCAAUUGCGUGAACGGCUGAUUUUACACAAAGAUUUUUGUCGUCCGACAACAGAAUUACCCGUUUUAGACGCUCAUUUUGGAAGUAAAUGCAACAAUCCAAGAUGGAGUUAUCACCCUUUUCUCCCGAACGACAUUGUUCAUCUACACGCUGUCCGUAAAUACCAGUAUGCGUCUGUUGAAACUGCUCAAGCAAGAAUGUGUGUGCUUGUCUAGCCAAAUAACCGCAAGUGCCCUCAUUCGACUUGAGUCCAUCGAGUUCUUGUAAGACAGUCCAUGGAAUAACAAUUGCGAGUUCCUUUUCGGCGUUCGUAUACCGUAACAAAUCUUCACAAAAUGUCAUGUGCGACAGU
This is a messenger RNA of Schizosaccharomyces japonicus yFS275, 2393 nucleotides long. RefSeq lists its product as hypothetical. Gene Ontology annotation, biological process: proteasome assembly. The transcript has a single exon. The record is from RefSeq and is a predicted model, not a curated record. Bases 663 to 1100 code for a protein of 145 amino acids. Lineage: Eukaryota; Fungi; Ascomycota; Schizosaccharomycetes; Schizosaccharomycetales; Schizosaccharomycetaceae.